AUGGUGGUGUUAUUCGGAUAUUUCAUUAAAACUUCUAAAGGUCACGUGAAUGUGAUAAUAAUAAGCUUCUAUCUCAUCGCAUAUAAACCAUGGUUUAACCUAAUUAAAUUGACAAGCAGUCCUUCGGAUAUGUCUCUGUCGCUGGUCUCAUGUGGAAUAAAACGAUCGGUUCCCAUAAUAAGAGUUUUCAAAAGGUUCAAUGCUAACUCAAAAAGUAGAUGGCUUAAUAGACAACAAAAUGAUCCUUACACUAGAGAGGCCAAGGUUCAGAACCUACGAUCUAGGGCAGCUUUCAAAUUGAUGGAAAUCGAUGAUAAAUUCAAACUUUUCAGCAAUGGCAAGAAUCAAAGGGUGCUAGAUCUAGGUUUUGCACCAGGUGCCUGGUCACAAGUGGCUUCUAGAAGAAUUGGCCCUAGUGGAAUGGUCCUCGGAGUAGAUAUAUUACCGUGUGAUCCACCUACUGGGGUAAGUUCCAUUCAGGCUAAUAUUUUGUCAAAAAAGACUCAUGAACUUAUAAGGCUCUAUUUCUCAAAACAUUUUAAGCUCAAUAGAAAUGAUGAUUUACACCAAGAUCAUGGUUAUUUUCAGCAUAUGAUUGAAGAAGUUACCCACCAGCAAGAUUACGAGACUUAUCGUGAAGUUUUCUCUGCAGAUUCCAAUGACAAGAUCGACAAAUUUCCAAUAGAUGUGAUUAUAAGUGAUAUGUAUGAACCGUGGCCUCAAAGUUCGGGUUUUUGGACGAACAUUACUAAUGCAGCUUAUAACAGGAUGGCAAAUACUACAGGUCUGGCAAUAAAAGAUCAUUACCAGUCAAUUGACCUUUGUGAUGCCGCUUUGGUCUCAGCGAUUGAUCUCUUACGACCACGCGGUCACUUCGUCUGCAAACUAUACACAGGAAAGGAGGAUAAAUUAUUCGAAAAGAGACUCAAGAAGGUCUUCAAACGCGUCAAUCGAUUCAAACCAGUGGCUUGCAGAGAUGAAUCCAAGGAAGUAUAUUUUAUUGGUAGAGAUAAGAGAGAAAUGAUUGAUAAAUUAGAAGUUUUCACGACGUAA
Molecule: messenger RNA, 1053 nt
Organism: Torulaspora delbrueckii
Lineage: Eukaryota; Fungi; Ascomycota; Saccharomycetes; Saccharomycetales; Saccharomycetaceae
Gene: MRM2
Product: 21S rRNA (uridine2791-2'-O) methyltransferase
Exons: 1
Coding region: 1-1053 (350 amino acids)
Biological process (GO): RNA methylation
Cellular component (GO): mitochondrion
Molecular function (GO): rRNA (uridine-2'-O-ribose)-methyltransferase activity
Source: RefSeq, a predicted model, not a curated record